This is a messenger RNA of Vitis vinifera (wine grape), 810 nucleotides long. RefSeq names its product annexin D4-like. The record is from RefSeq and is a predicted model, not a curated record. Gene Ontology annotation, cellular component: cytoplasm. NCBI's taxonomy places the organism in Eukaryota, Viridiplantae, Streptophyta, Magnoliopsida, Vitales, Vitaceae. Gene Ontology annotation, molecular function: calcium ion binding; calcium-dependent phospholipid binding. The coding region runs from base 1 to 810 and encodes 269 amino acids. The transcript is spliced from 5 exons.
AUGAAGCACAUCGCGUUGGAUUACCACUUUGUUCAGGAAAAAGUUGUUGAUGGUUCUCUUAAAGUUUCUCAUAUUAACACUCACUCCCAAUUGGCUGAUGUCCUUACUAAACCUCUCUCCAAAGGAAUACUUGGAGUUGACGAGAAAUCAAUGCUAGAGAUCUUAGUAAAAUGGCAUCCAGAAGACUUGACAGCUUUUAAGAAUGAAAAGUCUUCCAUCUUUGUUAAGGAUAAAUACUUCUUGUUUGAGAGAUGGCAAGAUUAUCAUAUUGCAUUUCUAGUAGAGGAAUUUCUGCGUUUUCAGCUUUUGGUAGCACUUGUAAGUACGUACAAAUAUGAAGGAUCACGAAUUAAUGAUGUGGCAGUUAGAUCAGAGGCUAUAAAACUUGGUAUAGCCAUUAAUAGACAUGGUGAAAAGAAGAAGCUAUUCAAAGAUGAAGAGACUGUAAGGAUUCUAGCAACAAGAAGCAAGCCUCAUCUCAAGGCCAUCUUCAAAUGUUACAAGGAGACUUUUAACAAGAACAUUGAAGAGGAUCUUGAUGAGCCAAGUUUGAAGGACACGAUUUAUUGCUUGUAUGCUCCUCCGAUGUAUUUCAGUAAGAUUUUAGAUUCGGCAAUGAAAGCUAGUGCAAACAAGAAUGAAAAAGAAGCCCUAACUCGAGUUAUUGUAACCCGAGCCAAUGUUGAUAUAAAGGUCAUUGCUGAGGAAUAUAACAACCGAUAUGGAACUCCUCUAACCAAGAAGAUCAAAGAUGUAGCUCUGGGAAAUUAUAAAGAUUUCUUAGUCACGUUGGUCGAAAGAGCUAGUUAA